Messenger RNA from Symbiodinium sp. CCMP2592, 1656 nucleotides. The record is from the annotation of a GenBank genome assembly. NCBI's taxonomy places the organism in Eukaryota, Dinophyceae, Suessiales, Symbiodiniaceae.
AUGCUGGUUGCCAACCAGCCCGUCACAUCGCCGGCGUGCAGCGUGUUCCGUGUUCAAGCCUGCUCGGCGACGAGCAGUGGCUCUGCCAUCCGGCAGCGAGGUCUGCAGAUUUCGAGGAGUGCUGCCGGCGUGGCAGCCUUCGGUGCUUUACAGGUUGUCAGCUUCCGACGUCGACAGGCAAGUGUGGUCCAGCGGCCAGCCCAAGAAGGCAAAAGAAGCCAGAGUUCUUCUGCUACUUGUGCCACUGCUUGCGUGGUGGUGUGUGGCAUUCCUGGUUCCGGCAAGAGCACGCUUUGCCGCUUGCUGUGUGCUGCGUUUGAAAACAGCAUGUGGCUAAAUCAGGACCAUUUUCCCUCUGGACCGAGAGCCAAAGUGCAGUUCUUGAGGGGAGUGCGGAACAGCUUAGAUGCUGCAAUGCGUUCCCGCCGUUCAGCGUUGGUCUGCGUAGACAAGGUGAAUGUUCAGAAGGCCCAGAGCAAACCAUGGAGGGCCAUGCAGGAGAGGGGUGGCAUCACCAUCUUCUGCGAGCUCUGCGAGCUGUCUUCGCCGGGGAAUCUCUUGCGCCGUAACCUUGCAUCAGCAUCUGCAGCAAUGCCCACCACGCACAGUCGCCGGAGCAGCAAGAGGGAUGAAACACGGAGGUCUGUCUGGCCUGCAUCCUUCGAGACACGGCUCAGAGCCGGCAUUGAGAGCGUGUGCCUCAACGGAGUACGUCCUCCGACCUAUUUCCGUUUGAUCAAUGUGGAGGAGAGAAGCACCUUCUGGGGACAGCCAGGCCCAUUCCGCCUGAGCAGCGUGACUAUUAGCAGUGUCGGGGUGAUGUUCACGGGUUUGAACAUAGGCUCCCGUUGUGUCACAGCCGAGCUGGGCUCCAAGCGGCAGAGCGCCGGAUUGCGGAUCGGAGACAACUCCGCUGCCGUCUCCGUCGGUCGGCCAGGUCAAGUUGCACAGCCAGCAUCGCCAGCAUCGCCAGCAUCUCACCUACUCACCUACGCAAAGGAGACACCGCCAGAAACAGCUGCCUCGGAGACGUGGCUCGGCAGGAGAUUUCAGCUUCUUGACGUCCUGAUUCGUGGUGCAAAACUGCUUUGUGCGAGGCAGCAGAGCGACCCAGAGGCGAUUAUUCGCGACAGUUGGGCAGAAAAGGUGCUGCAGCAACUCUCUAAGGAGGCAGGCUUCACGAAGACUUUGCCCCACAGGGACGGUGUCGACAUCAGCCCCAGCGAAAUUGCUGCACUAUUUGGUUUCGACCUUUUACAUGGUUCCGAGGCGCAGCCGUUGGUAAAGCAGCAGAUGCGAAAAGGCAUGCCGAGCAUUCCGAAGCUUGACCUGACUAGAGUGACUCGAGACGAAGAUGAAGAUGACGAGGACUUUGAGAACAAAGCUGCUACCUUACCGCCGUCGAAUGGGGCAUCCGGAUCCGAGAUCGCGUGGGAACAGGAGCAGCACUCAGCACAUAAAAUGAGGCAAGCAAGCAGCAAUCAGCAUGGCAAAAGUGGAAACAUCACCACCAAAAGCAGCAUGAGUGGCAUUAAAGUGAGCACGAACAUGCAGGAUACGGACAAGCCAAAACCAUACGAAAGACUGCAAACUUGGUCAACUCAUCCAGCAGAAGAAGUGUGCGGGGCAGGGCAUUCAGGGGUUGCCCGCUUUUAG